Molecule: messenger RNA, 3595 nt
Organism: Drosophila subobscura
Lineage: Eukaryota; Metazoa; Arthropoda; Insecta; Diptera; Drosophilidae
Gene: Osi17
Exons: 9
Coding region: 795-3143 (782 amino acids)
Source: RefSeq, a predicted model, not a curated record
CGCUUCCCACCUCAGUUGUCGGUCAGACGCGCACGCAUGCGCACGCGAAAAGCAAAGCUAGCUCGGGGGAUCUGCAUAAAGUAACUGCGAAAGAUACAACGAAACGAAACGAUACACGCGUUCACCGUUAGUCCAUAGGUGUGAGUGUGUGAUGAAGUAAUUGCAGCUAGUAGAUAGCCAGCCUACCCACAAAUUCACAGCCAAAAGCAAAUAGAAAACUUCGCCGCUAAAUGUGGCAGCGAAACUUCAAACAAACAAACGAGUCCAAAGUAAAUACGUGAAGAAAGUACAAUCAAAAAAGAAAGAGAAGAAAAAACACACACAACAGCCAGCCACUGUCCAAAAGAAUUUAGCAGCAAAGAGGAGGAGCAGGAGAAGAGGAGCAGCAGCAGCAAGAGGAGCAGGGGGAAGAGGCGGCGCGCAGUAGCAGUGCGGAAAUCAAUGAAAUUGUGUUUGCGGGCUAAUCUGGUUUUACUCGAAACACUUUACUUUACUUUUGCCUUGCCCGCAAAUUGAUUUGUCAAGUGGCCAACGAUUUCGCCGAUAAAGCGAGACCAGCAGCCCAGCCAUUGUCUACGUUGGGCAGCACGUAGCAGCGGGAGGAGUCAGCACUCAAGCGGAUCCAACUAAAUAAACAGCCAAACGGACACACAAAUUGACUGGCCGCCUGGGCCACUUCAUUUGGUUUCGUUUCUUUGAGCAAUUGCCAGGUUAAAGGUGCAAACAGCCAUCACUGCCAGCUGUCAGUUGUUUCAAGGAAGUGCUAAGCGGCGAAGGUGAAACUGAAAUUGAAAAUGCACAGACCGCUCGAACAGAUGCACCAUAAUUGGACGUCAAGUGAGAGCGGGUCCUCAAAGCGGGACAGUAGAAAUCGCACCUGCGACAGCAAUCGGAAUUGCAGUCGGAAUCGUAAACACAGUGGGCGCCACCACCCAGGCGGCAUCAGCAUCAGCAUGGUCAAAUCAAACACUUGGCUGCUGCUCUUGGCCAUGCUCUGUCUAAUCAACUUUGUCGCCAAGGCGGAUGAGACUGCACGAAAUGGACGCAUUGGCCGCCAUCUAUCCACAACACCUUUGACAGCGACGGAGCUCCCAGCAACAGCAACAACGACAGAGUCAGUGACAGAGCUAACGACAGAGCAGCCAGCGGCGGACUCUGCCACGGAACUGGCACAGGAAGAGUGGCAGCCUGUGCUGAAUGCCACACAGUUGCCGCUCAGGAAGCGGAUGAGUGAAGGAGCUGCUGGCAGUGACUCCGUGCUGCUGCGUCUGGCCCGUCGCUUUGCCAGCGGCAAUGAGCUCUGGGACGGCAUCAUUCGCGACUGCUACCUACGGCCAGACAUCUCGUGCUUUCAAAAGAACGUUUUCAGCUAUCUAAAUGAGGCGCUCGAUGUGCAGGAUGUGAAUGUGACACAGCGCCUCAAGUUCUUCAAGAAUCAAGUGCAGUACGAGGCGGAUAAGCAGGAGCAGGAGCAGCAGCAGCAGCAGCACAAUGCAAACGAGAUACCAAAUCGAGCGCGUGCCGCCAAUCCGGCGGAAACCCCCAUCGAGGAAGUGACAACUGCGCUGUAUGGCAAAAGCAUUAAGUUUGCAAUGACCCACGAUCUGGAAGUUGAUUUGCCAGAAGUAAUGUUCAACGGCGCCACAUUCCGCAUCUCCCCGCGCGCCAUCGAAGGCAAUGGCAUUAUAGCCAAGCUCGAGCUGAUACCCAAGCAGGUGGUCAAGGCCCGACUGGCUGGCAUGAUAAUCCAGAAGAAAAUACAAAAAUUUCUACGCAGCAAAAUCGUGCUGUCAUUCCUGGCCUUGCUGCUAAUCAUUAAAAUCAUCAAGAUCAAGUUAUUCUGGCUGCUCCCCAUCGUCAUUGGUGUUGGCGCUGCGAAGAAGUUGCUCCUGAAGUUCCUGCUCUUCCUGUUCCCGGCACUGUCGCACCUCUUCAAGCUGUGCUCCCACUACCAGCAGUCGUAUCAUGCGCCGCUCAAGUACCAUCACCAUCAUCAUCUGAUCGAUCAUCAUCACACGGUGGUUCCACCAUGGCACAGCGGAGAGCACCAGUCGGUGCCCGACAUCAUCUACACACACCCACCGAAGGGUCAUCCAUCGGCGUAUCUGCAUGGUGCGCCCGUGCACGAGACCCAUGGCCCGGGAGGAUUCGAGCACUUUGAGGGCGCCUGGGAGAACAGCGGCCCGGGAUUGGGCUCUGACUACAUAGGCGAUAUAAAUCGCGCUGCACAAAUAGAGGAUAAUCCGCAUUACUUUAAGCCGAAUACGGCGAACGAUGCGGGGGUACUGCAUGCUUGGGGUCUGGGCACCACACAGACGACGCAUCCCAAACAGCAGCAGCAACAGCAGCAACGUUGGCCUGCCACACAGCAAGCCAGACCACCGUUGGCACAGCACCAGAAGCAACAUCAACAGCAGCAGCAGCAGCAGCAGCAGCACAAAUUUCAGCAACAAUUAAACGCGCAGAAAGUACACGCCUCUAGUCACAGUUUAAAUCCAUUUCAAAGUCAGGAUAAACAAAGCUCAAGGCCAGCUUACACCCAGUCGCAUCCGGUGUACGUAGCAGGACAACAACAGCUGGGACCAGGACAAGGACAGGGACUGGGCCCCGGAGCAGGGCUGACGGCUGCCGCACAGAUUGCCGCACAAUACGAGCCGGCACGCAACAAUCAGCAGCAGCAGCAGCAGCACCAACUGGAGCCACAACUUUCGCCCGAACUGGCCGCACAGCUGAAGGAGGCCAUUCGCAUUCAGGCCGAGCAGCGUCUCAUCCAGCAGCAGCAGAAAAUACUCGAGCAUCAGCCCUUCGUGCAGGAUGGACAGCCGCUGUACCCGCUGAACUAUGAUCCCUUCUACAGUCCCAUUCUGCUGAAAAUCGAUAAAAUCGUGGAGCAGUUGGGCGUCAAGAAUGACCUCUGCAAGGAGCGAAUUGUGUGCAGCAUGUACAAGGAUCCAGCCACCUACAGUCCGCACAGCAAUUUCGUUUCAGCUGAGCUGAGUCGCGAUACCAGCGAGCUGGAGCCCGUGACGCAUGCGAAUGAGGCAGUGCGGCGCUUCUAUCGGCUCAUCCAGGCGGCGCGUGAUGGACAGGAUCAAAAGGAUUGCCAGAGCCUCUAUCCACAGUGCACAAUGCCGGCAAAGUGAGUGGCCCGGGAACGAGCACGAGCACGAGCAAACUUUGAAGUCAAACUUUUUCCUUAUUAAACUGAACUGUAAAUACGGAUAACACGCGAUAGCGCCUAGCACCUAAGCCUAAUUUAUUCUAAUUUGUUAAACUCUUAUUUAUUUAUUUAUUUAUUUUAGCGUGUAAGCGUCGGGGGUUGACUCUCAUUAAUAUUCAUUCUGAUUUUGUUGCAGUGGUUCCUUCGGACCAUUAAUUUAUUAGAACUGACUGCGGCUUUUGCGGUUCGUACACUCUUUAAAUUCUCACUCACACACGCACGCACACACGUGCAAAAUGCACUAAAAAAACCAUUCACUAAAUACGAAAUAAUGAAAUCAGAAUAUUUAUUAAUGGCCGGCCAGACAGACCCGGCUGAAAAUUCAAUUAGUCAAUAUGAAAAAUUGUUACUAGCGAAAACCCAAAUUGCAAAAAA